AUGGUUGUAACCUCGAUUGAGCGACUUUUUCGGAAUUCUUCAGAUUCUUGUAAGGAAAUCAGGAGGCUGUAUGGUUAUGAGGGCAACAUUGUUUUCACCGACAACAAAGAUCAAAAGGUUAAGACCUUUAAUCCCUUAAGUGCAACAGUCGAGACCUUGUUGGGUACUGGCCAUGAAGGAACCGUUGAUAGAACUGAAGAAAGCUGCUCAUUUACACAAUUUCAUGCAAUCUUUUCCUUGUAGAAAAUUUUUUUUGUUUCCGAUAUAGCUGCUGAAACAAUCAAACUAGCUUCGGGGCUUACUGGCAAAGUGUCCUUUCUUCGCAACCUCGAAUGUCUCUAUGAUAGUUUUGGAAUUGGUGCACGACGCGUUCCAAUUAUCUCUUCAAGAUGCUGUGUGCAAUGUUUCAUCUGUAAAUGCUUAUAUUAAAAACACAGUCGCUGAAGUAAGGCAGUACUAUAAAAUGAAAGAAACGGCAACAAUAAAUGGCCCUAAAGGAACUGUUUCCAGCAAAACACAGGAGUCAUUGGUGCUUCUCGAAAGAGGUAUGGAACAGCUACGAGAUAACGUUAAGAAUGUAAACGAGGACUAUCUUGGUGACAUUGACCUGCGUACGCUGCUAACAACUCAGGUGGAAAACCUUCAUGCAGUCUCCCACUUCAAAAACGAGACUUUCACCGCUCUUCAGUAUGCUCAAGACUUCGGAACAAUUUUAAAGGAAUCUUUAAAGAGAACAACGAAGUGGGGUGCGAAGUACUUCACACUUGAGAAGUCUUAUUAUCCAGUGCCUAAAUCCAGUGUGGAGUUACGGGACGUAGAUUUGGUGAAACCUCCUCCAGCUGAUAACGUUGACCCCAACAUUGAGGCAGCCAUGAAGGAAUUGGUUGACAGGUAUCGACCUGUUAAGGACAGUAAGAAGCGAAUCAACAAAAGACAAAGCGGGAGCCCUGCCGCCAGCUGUAUAUUCCAGUACGCCAUCGUGUACUAGAGUAACAUUCCAAGAGGAUGUUUAAGAUGAUCCAGGGACAGACAAUGAAGAACGAGUCGACCAGGGUACAAAUAUUCCACGAGCUACAAACGAAGUACCGAGAAUCACCUCUGUUGACGAAAGCAUGCUCGGAGUUGUCGCAGUUGGUGACGUGACAGACCUCCCCGAGCAACAGGAUGAAUUCGACACCGACUCGGAGAGCGAUGUGGAUAAUGAUACAGACAUAACGUUCAGCAGAUUUGGUCGCACCACCCGCGCUCAUUUCCGCCUUGAUCUCUAG
Molecule: messenger RNA, 1268 nt
Organism: Pocillopora meandrina
Lineage: Eukaryota; Metazoa; Cnidaria; Anthozoa; Scleractinia; Pocilloporidae
Source: the annotation of a GenBank genome assembly